AUGCAAACACAGCCGUUACAUUCAUCGUUUCAUGGUGCUUAUUCAGAGAUAACACGCUCAAUGCUCUACACUUCAUCAGAUCUAAACCAAUCUAUCCCAGUCAUCCAAUCCUUACUUGAUCUAAAUUACGACCAGCUGUUUUUUCCCAGAUGCAACCUAAAUUUAUCGUCUGACUCUGGUACACGGGCGAAAGAUCAAUCGGACCAUCUAGUAGCUGGUUCCUCUGAAGUUUCCCUCAGGAGAGCUGGAGUACAUAAUGAAGCAGUUAUAUUUGGUAAAGAGAAUGAUUAG
Molecule: messenger RNA, 291 nt
Organism: Loa loa (African eye worm)
Lineage: Eukaryota; Metazoa; Nematoda; Chromadorea; Rhabditida; Onchocercidae
Exons: 1
Coding region: 1-291 (96 amino acids)
Source: RefSeq, a predicted model, not a curated record